AGUUUUUAACAUGCUACAAAUAACAGUACAGAGAAACGAAAGGACAAUUUGAAAAUUAAACAAAUAUUUAUUUUAUUUCAUUUCACAAAUAACUUCACUAGUGAAUACUAAAAUACUGGAGACUAAGAAUGUAAUAACUAAAAUUCGACUCAUUAUCAAGCCGGAAGUUCAUGGAAAUAUUACCAGACUCUCAAGUUUCUCAAUACAUACAUUUCCGAUCGGUCACUUUCCCAAUCUCUAAGAGGAGCCUCUUUCAGUUCGUCAUUUCGUUUAGUCGUGUCUCGUCGCUCUCGCGCAUUGCUCGCGACUGAUGGUCUUUAAAAAUUAAGGUGUACACACAACGGGAAAUUACAUAUAAUUGAUUAAAGCCUACCGACCAACUAUAGGAAAAUGUUACGAUUUUUACUAGCGACAUGUUUUGUCGCUUUAAGCGCCGCGACGUGUCCGUUGAGACCUUCGCGGCAACAUACAAGAGCAGAACGUUCACCCGGAGAUGGUGGUUAUCGAAUUUUGCUUAGUGACAAUUCGCAAACCUACAUUGCGAAUACCGUUUACACAAUAAGUCUUCAAGGUGCCAGAACUCACGCCAGACUUCAACAGUUCACUAGGUUCACGUUGUCCGUGGAUUCCCAGCAUGCACCGCGAAAUUCAAAUGUUCGCGUUGGCUAUUUCCAACUUUUCCCAGACGCACUGACAGCCUUUAACGAAGACUGUAUCAACACUAUUUCGGAAAUGACUGACUAUCCCAAAUCGGAGGUCCAGGUCAUGUGGCGAGCACCUCCGACAGGAUCAGGAUGCGUUGUUUUCAGUGCGAUGGUCAUGGAGGGUUCAGGUAACUGGUACGCCGAAGAUGGUACCUUGAAAAAGACAUUGUGCGAGAAGACUCCUAAUAACGACAGAAGCAUCAGGGAUGACGAAUGCUGUGCUUGUGACGAAGCAAAAUAUUCGCUGACACUCGAGGGUAUAUGGUCCAACGAGACUCAUCCCAGAGACUUUCCAAUAUCUCGUUGGUUAACGCAUUUUAGUGACUUAAUUGGUGCUUCCCACGAAGCUAAUUUUUCGUUUUGGGGUAGAGACCACGUGGCCACCGAUGGUUUUCGUCAACUGGCCGAAUGGGGGUCCGCUACUGGGGUGGAAGCUGAAUUACGCGAACAGGCUACGCACUUAAAGACCCUAAUUAAGGCUGCAGGACUUUGGUAUCCUAAUGUCAAUGCUAAUACGACUACUAGCUUUAAAGUGGAUAGAAAGCAUCCUCUGGUAUCAGUGGCAUCCAUGCUGGGACCAAGUCCUGAUUGGGUGAUUGGUGUGAGCAAAUUGAAUGUAUGUCAGAAAGAUUGUUCGUGGAUGAGGAGCAUGAUAAUAGAUCUGUAUCCAUGGGAUGCUGGCACUGAUAACGGUAUCAGCUACAUGUCCCCCAAUUCUGAGACUAAACCACGGGAAAAAAUGAAGCCGAUCACUACGUCAUAUCCGGAAGAUCCCAGGUCGCCAUUCUAUGACCCAACCGGCACGCCCAUGUUGCCUUUGGCACGUUUGUAUUUGACCCGUGACAAGAUCAUUCAGCGUGGAUGCGACGAAGAUAUUCUUCAGCAACAGAUAGCUGAGUUGGACGUCGCAGAAAAUACUGAGGACACCUCAAGACCUGAAUGUGCAACUACUGAAUAUACUAACUGGUCCCCGUGCUCGGUAAGUUGCGGUAAGGGUCUCAGGAUGAGAACCAGACAAUACAGAAUGCCGCAGAAGGCAGCCAUGUUCAACUGUAACAGACAAUUAGUUUCCAAAGAGAUGUGUGUAGCUUCGGUUGCCGAGUGUCCUGGUCAAGAAGAAGAUAACGAUGAUUUGAAAAUUGAGGAUACGUCCGGUUUUUGUAUGACUACCGAGUGGACACCAUGGUCCGAGUGUUCUUCAUCCUGUGGAAUUGGUCAAAAGACUCGUUACAGAAGAUUUAAGAAUCCAAUGGGUCGUAAGAAGUGUCCACACGUUCGGACAAUAGAGCAUGAAAAAUGUAUGGAACCCCCGUGUGCACCUGGUACAGAGGAAGUUAUCGAUCCGAAUUGUAAGGUAACAAAUUGGAGUGAUUGGUCACCCUGCAGCGCAUCUUGCGGCAAGGGCACAAAAAUGCGAGCGAGAUUACUCAUGGUUGAACCGCUCAAGCAGGAAGAAUGUUCGUCGCGCGUCGAAUUGAUUCAGCAAAGACCUUGUUUGGUUCAAGCAGACUGUACAUUCGAUAUGGCAACUGCAAAGGUUGUCUGUAUGGAAGAAGCUGAUCCUGGUCCAUGUCGCGCGUAUUUCCAACGUUGGGCGUUCAAUCCCCAAAAAUCAAUGUGUGUUCAAUUUGGGUAUGGUGGUUGCCGUGGAAACCGAAAUAAUUUCCUAACUUUUGAGGAAUGCACCAAUGCAUGCACUGCCGUCAUAUCCAAUGUAACGGGAAGAGCAUUGCCUUCUGCUCAGAGUAAUCUCAUUAAUGCUGCACAAGACUCAAGAGCAUUGGCAGCACCCCCUGUCGACUGUAUGGUUACCCCGUGGUCACCGUGGUCACCCUGUAGCGUCACAUGUGGCACUGGACGUGUCACAAGUUUCCGUAUGAUCAAGCGACAGGCCGAGAAUGGCGGUCAGCCUUGCCCUAGGAAGCUUCAACGUAGAGCAAGAUGUCAGCAGGCUCCUUGCGAGUAG
Cephus cinctus (wheat stem sawfly) is the source of this 2670-nucleotide messenger RNA. RefSeq names its product spondin-1 (gene fat-spondin). Gene Ontology annotation, biological process: cell adhesion. The transcript is spliced from 10 exons. The record is from RefSeq and is a predicted model, not a curated record. Lineage: Eukaryota; Metazoa; Arthropoda; Insecta; Hymenoptera; Cephidae. The coding region runs from base 391 to 2670 and encodes 759 amino acids. Gene Ontology annotation, cellular component: extracellular matrix. Gene Ontology annotation, molecular function: serine-type endopeptidase inhibitor activity.